Microcebus murinus (gray mouse lemur) is the source of this 6940-nucleotide messenger RNA. The record is from RefSeq and is a predicted model, not a curated record. NCBI's taxonomy places the organism in Eukaryota, Metazoa, Chordata, Mammalia, Primates, Cheirogaleidae.
GUCAGACACACCCUCCUUCUUCGGCUGGCAGCGUUCAGCGCUCAGGCCCUCUAGGGGAGGGAGCUGCCGCCGCCGACGCUGCGGGGCAAGGCAGUGAGCGAGCAAAGCCGGCGAGAAAAGGAGGGAACGAGGGAACGAGGGAACGAGGGAGGAGCAGCGGGGGGGAGGGAGGAGCAGCUUUAGCCGCGCCGCCACCGAGCUGCGAUGUGGCCGGCCGGCCGGCGUGUAAACAGAAGGAGCAGCAGCGGCCGCGGCCGCCCCGGCCCGGGGCAGUGAGUACGCCCGCCGAGACCUGCCCGCCGCCGCUGCCAUGGCCGAAGUGCGCAAAUUCACCAAGCGGCUCAGCAAGCCCGGCACGGCCGCUGAGCUCCGGCAGAGUGUGUCGGAGGCCGUGCGGGGUUCCGUGGUGCUGGAAAAGGCCAAAGUUGUGGAGCCUCUGGACUAUGAGAAUGUUAUCACCCAAAGAAAAACCCAGAUUUACAGUGACCCCCUCAGAGACUUGCUUAUGUUUCCGAUGGAAGAUAUAUCUAUCUCAGUGAUAGGUCGUCAGCGCAGAACGGUGCAGUCCACUGUACCAGAGGAUGCUGAAAAGAGGGCCCAGAGUUUAUUUGUCAAAGAGUGUAUUAAAACCUAUAGCACAGAUUGGCACGUGGUUAACUACAAGUAUGAAGACUUUUCUGGGGACUUUCGAAUGUUGCCAUGCAAAUCUCUGAGACCAGAAAAGAUUCCUAAUCAUGUAUUUGAGAUCGAUGAGGACUGUGAGAAAGAUGAGGACUCGUCGUCUUUAUGUUCUCAGAAAGGAGGUGUAAUAAAACAAGGCUGGUUGCAUAAAGCAAAUGUAAAUAGCACCAUCACAGUUACCAUGAAGGUUUUCAAGAGACGGUAUUUUUACUUGACUCAACUUCCCGAUGGUUCAUAUAUUCUGAACUCCUAUAAAGAUGAGAAAAAUUCAAAAGAAUCUAAAGGUUGCAUCUACUUGGACGCCUGCAUUGAUGUUGUUCAGUGCCCCAAAAUGCGCCGUCAUGCUUUUGAACUCAAGAUGUUAGAUAAGUAUAGCCAUUAUCUGGCUGCUGAAACUGAGCAGGAAAUGGAAGAAUGGUUGAUAACUUUGAAAAAGAUUAUUCAGAUCAAUACCGACAGUUUAGUGCAAGAAAAAAAGGAGACGGUAGAAACAGCACAAGAUGAUGAAACUAGCAGCCAAGGAAAAGCCGAGAAUAUCAUGGCCAGUUUGGAAAGGAGCAUGCAUCCGGAACUGAUGAAGUAUGGAAGAGAAACUGAACAGCUAAACAAACUCAGUAGAGGAGAUGGAAGACAGAAUCUCUUUUCUUUUGAUUCGGAAGUUCAGAGGUUGGACUUUUCAGGAAUUGAACCCGACAUAAAGCCAUUUGAAGAAAAGUGCAACAAGCGUUUCUUGGUAAAUUGCCACGAUUUAACUUUCAAUAUCUUGGGUCAAAUUGGAGACAAUGUGAAAGGACCGCCCACAAAUGUCGAGCCAUUUUUUAUCAACCUAUGCUUAUUUGAUGUAAGGAACAAUUGUAAGAUUUCAGCUGACUUUCACAUAGAUCUGAAUCCCCCAUCUGUCCGUGAAAUGCUGUGGGGCACGUCAACCCAACUCGCCAGUGACGGCAACCCAAAGGGCCCUUCAUCCGAGGCUUUCAUUCAUGGAAUUGCUGAGUCUCAGUUACGCUACAUAAAACAGGGAAUUUUCUCAGUGACGAAUCCACAUCCUGAAAUUUUUCUGGUUGCAAGAAUUGAAAAGGUGCUACAGGGAAACAUUACACACUGUGCAGAACCUUACAUCAAAAAUUCAGAUCCUAUAAAGACAGCCCAGAAGGUGCACAGGACAGCUAAGCAAGUGUGCAGCCGCCUUGGACAAUACAGAAUGCCCUUUGCUUGGGCUGCCAGACCCAUUUUCAAAGAUAUUCAAGGUUCUCUGGAUCUCGAUGGGAGAUUUUCUCCUUUGUAUAAACAAGACAGUAGCAAGCUUUCAAAUGAAGACAUUCUCAAGUUGCUCUCAGAAUACAAGAAGCCAGAAAAGACGAAAUUGCAGAUUAUUCCUGGGCAGCUAAAUAUCACAGUAGAAUGUGUUCCUGUGGAUUUAUCAAAUUGUAUUACUUCUUCAUAUGUGCCCUUGAAGCCUUUUGAAAAGAAUUGUCAAAAUAUUACUGUGGAGGUUGAAGAGUUUGUUCCAGAAAUGACAAAAUAUUGUUAUCCAUUUACUAUUUACAAAAACCAUCUGUAUGUAUAUCCCUUGCAAUUAAAAUACGAUAGCCAGAAAACAUUUGCCAAGGCGAGGAACAUUGCAGUCUGUGUGGAAUUCCGGGAUUCAGAUGAAAGUGACGCUAGUGCUCUAAAGUGUAUUUAUGGAAAACCUGCAGGAGGAUCUGUUUUUACCACAAAUGCUUAUGCUGUUGUCUCUCAUCACAACCAAAACCCAGAGUUCUAUGAUGAGAUUAAAAUUGAGCUCCCCAUUUACCUGCAUCAGAAACAUCAUUUGCUUUUCACUUUUUAUCAUGUAAGUUGUGAAAUUAACACAAAGGGAACAACCAAAAAGCAGGAUGCAGUUGAAACUCCAGUUGGGUUUGCCUGGGUACCCUUACUGAAGGAUGGUAGAAUCAUCACAUUUGAGCAGCAGCUGCCAGUUUCCGCCAAUCUUCCCCCAGGCUACUUGAACCUGAAUGAUGCAGAAUCAAGAAGGCAAUCUAAUGUGGAUAUUAAGUGGGUGGAUGGUGCAAAGCCUUUGUUGAAGAUUAAAAGCCACUUAGAGUCUACCAUUUAUACUCAAGAUCUGCAUGUGCACAAAUUCUUCCAUCAUUGCCAGCUGAUUCAGUCAGGCUCGAAAGAAGUUCCAGGAGAGCUCAUUAAAUAUUUAAAGUGUUUGCAUGCCAUGGAGAUCCAAGUCAUGAUACAAUUUCUACCUGUAAUUCUUAUGCAACUCUUCCGAGUUCUCACAAACAUGACCCAUGAAGAUGACGUUCCUAUCAACUGCACCAUGGUCCUCUUGCAUAUCGUCUCAAAGUGCCACGAAGAAGGCUUGGAUAGUUAUUUAAGAUCCUUCAUAAAGUAUAGCUUCCGACCUGAAAAACCAAAUGCUCCUCAGGCCCAGCUGAUACAUGAAACCCUGGCUUCUACCAUGAUAGCAAUAUUGAAACAAUCUGCAGAUUUCCUAGCAAUAAAUAAAUUGCUAAAGUACUCAUGGUUUUUCUUUGAAAUAAUUGCAAAGUCAAUGGCCACAUACUUGUUGGAAGAGAAUAAAAUUAAGCUUCCCCGAGGCCAGAGAUUUCCUGAGGCAUAUCACCAUGUCUUACAUUCACUGCUUCUUGCAAUCAUUCCCCAUGUGACUAUUCGCUAUGCAGAGAUUCCUGAGGAGUCCAGAAAUGUGAAUUACAGUUUGGCUAGCUUCCUGAAGCGCUGUUUGACACUAAUGGAUAGAGGAUUUGUUUUCAAUUUGAUAAAUGACUAUAUAUCUGGAUUCAGCCCAAAAGAUCCUAAGGUUCUGGCUGAAUACAAGUUUGAAUUUCUGCAAACAAUUUGCAAUCACGAACAUUACAUUCCUCUCAACUUGCCAAUGGCAUUUGCAAAACCUAAACUGCAGCGGGUUCAAGAUUUUUUUUCAUUUGCGGUGGACCGUUUGACUCCAGUAGAUUCCAAUCUUGAAUACAGUUUAUCAGAUGAGUAUUGCAAGCAUCACUUCUUGGUUGGUUUACUCCUGAGGGAAACUUCCAUUGCUCUUCAGGACAAUUAUGAGAUCAGAUAUACAGCUAUCUCUGUCAUAAAGAAUCUUUUGAUAAAACAUGCAUUUGACACUAGAUACCAGCACAAGAACCAGCAAGCCAAAAUAGCACAAUUAUACCUCCCGUUUGUUGGACUGCUUUUGGAAAAUAUACAGCGAUUAGCGGGUCGAGAUACCUUGUAUUCUUGUGCAGCCAUGCCUAAUUCUGCAUCCAGGGAUGAGUUUUCAUGUGGCUUUACUUCACCUGCAAACAGAGGGAGUCUGAGUGCUGACAAAGACACUGCUUAUGGGUCUUUUCAAAAUGGACAUGGAAUUAAAAGAGAAGAUUCAAGAGGUUCCCUCAUCCCAGAAGGAGCAACAGGAUUUCCAGAUCAUGGCAACACUGGUGAAAAUACCCGACAGAGUUCUACAAGGAGUAGUGUAUCCCAGUAUAACCGGCUGGAUCAAUAUGAAAUCAGAAGCCUCUUAAUGUGCUACCUGUAUAUAGUAAAAAUGAUUUCUGAAGAUACUCUCUUAACUUACUGGAAUAAAGUAUCUCCUCAGGAGCUCAUAAACAUUCUUGUACUUCUAGAAGUAUGUUUGUUUCACUUUAGAUAUAUGGGGAAAAGAAACAUAGCAAGGGUGCAUGAUGCCUGGCUGUCAAAACACUUUGGAAUAGACCGGAAAUCGCAAACCAUGCCAGCUCUUCGAAACAGAUCAGGAGUAAUGCAGGCCAGGCUUCAACAUCUUAGUAGCCUGGAAAGUUCAUUUACACUAAAUCACAGUUCUGCAACAACUGAAGCAGACAUUUUCCACCAGGCACUUCUUGAAGGCAAUACUGCUACUGAAGUUUCCCUAACAGUACUAGAUACUAUAUCAUUUUUCACCCAGUGCUUCAAGAGUCAACUUUUAAAUAAUGAUGGCCACAACCCAUUAAUGAAAAAAGUGUUUGAUAUUCAUCUUGCUUUUCUUAAAAAUGGACAAUCAGAAGUGUCAUUGAAACAUGUAUUUGCCUCCCUGAGAGCUUUCAUCAGUAAGUUUCCCUCAGCCUUUUUCAAAGGAAGAGUAAAUAUGUGUGCUGCAUUUUGCUAUGAGGUUUUAAAGUGCUGCACUUCGAAGAUUAGCUCAACCAGGAAUGAAGCUUCUGCACUUUUGUAUCUUUUAAUGAGAAACAAUUUUGAGUAUACCAAAAGGAAAACCUUCUUGAGGACACAUCUGCAGAUAAUAAUUGCUGUAAGCCAGUUGAUAGCUGAUGUUGCACUAAGCGGAGGAUCAAGAUUUCAGGAGUCUUUAUUCAUUAUCAAUAAUUUUGCAAAUAGUGACAGACCUAUGAAGGCAACUGCUUUUCCCACAGAAGUCAAAGACUUGACCAAGAGAAUCCGUACUGUUCUUAUGGCCACUGCCCAAAUGAAGGAGCAUGAGAAAGACCCUGAGAUGCUAAUUGACCUCCAGUAUAGUUUAGCAAAGUCCUAUGCAAGCACCCCCGAGCUCAGGAAAACCUGGCUAGAUAGCAUGGCCAAGAUUCAUAUUAAAAAUGGAGAUUUUUCAGAGGCUGCCAUGUGUUAUGUCCACGUAGCAGCUCUGGUUGCAGAGUUUCUUCAUCGAAAAAAAUUAUUCCCUAAUGGAUGUUCAGCCUUCAAGAAAAUUACUCCCAAUGUAGAAGAAGAAGGAGCAAUGAAAGAAGAUGCUGGGAUGAUGGAUGUCCAUUAUAGUGAAGAAGUUUUGCUGGAGUUGCUAGAACAAUGUGUGGAUGGCUUAUGGAAAGCAGAGCGUUAUGAAGUAAUUUCUGAGAUUUCCAAGUUGAUCAUUCCAAUUUAUGAGAAACGUCGCGAGUUCGAGAAACUUACUCAAGUUUAUAGAACUCUUCAUGGAGCUUACACAAAAAUUCUGGAGGUUAUGCACACAAAAAAAAGACUUUUAGGCACUUUCUUUAGAGUUGCCUUUUAUGGCCAAUCUUUUUUUGAAGAAGAGGAUGGAAAGGAGUACAUCUAUAAAGAGCCAAAGCUCACCGGCCUCUCAGAGAUUUCCUUGAGACUUGUUAAACUUUAUGGUGAAAAAUUUGGUACAGAGAAUGUCAAAAUAAUUCAGGAUUCAGACAAGGUGAAUGUCAAAGAGCUUGAUCCAAAAUAUGCUCAUAUCCAAGUCACUUAUGUGAAGCCCUACUUUGAUGACAAAGAACUCAUAGAAAGAAAGACUGAAUUUGAAAGAAAUCACAAUAUCAACAGAUUUGUCUUUGAGGCUCCUUAUACUUUAUCAGGCAAAAAGCAAGGCUGUAUAGAAGAACAGUGCAAACGCCGUACAAUCUUGACUACUUCCAACUCGUUCCCCUAUGUGAAGAAGAGGAUUCCCAUAAACUGUGAACAGCAGAUUAAUUUAAAACCAAUUGAUGUUGCUACUGAUGAAAUAAAAGAUAAAACUGCAGAGCUGCAAAAGCUUUGCUCCUCUGCUGAUGUGGACAUGAUUCAGCUCCAACUUAAAUUGCAGGGCUGUGUCUCUGUGCAGGUCAAUGCUGGUCCAUUAGCAUAUGCAAGGGCUUUCUUAAAUGACAGUCAAGCCAGCAAGUAUCCCCCUAAGAAAGUGAAUGAGUUGAAAGACAUGUUUAGGAAAUUCAUACAAGCAUGCAGCAUUGCACUUGAACUAAAUGAGCGGCUAAUUAAAGAAGAUCAAGUCGAGUACCAUGAAGGGCUAAAGUCAAAUUUCAGAGACAUGGUGAAAGAAUUGUCAGACAUUAUCCAUGAGCAGCUUUGAAGACUUAAGUCGAUACUACAAGAAGACACAAUGCAUUCUCCCUGGAUGAGCAACACAUUACACGUAUUUUGUGCAAUUAGUGGUACAUCGAGUGACAGAGGUUAUGGUUCCCCGAGAUACACUGAAGUGUGAGGAAAUGCAGAUGUAAAUGACGAUGAGACUGACCUUUCUCAGGAAUAUUUAGAGCUGUGCAAAUGUUAAAAUUUAAGGAUUUGCUACAUGUGGAGUGUUUCCUCCUGACACCAAAAUUUUCAUGCUUUCAAACAGGGUGCUUACAUAUUUGUAAAUAUUUAAGCAACUUGAAAGUGCCUGGAAAAUUGCACCACUGUGCUUGGUUUGUACUUUUUUAGGUAAAUCUAUAUGCUGAAAAGUAGAGCUCAAAAAAAGUUAACUCAAUUUGCUUAAUUAUUGCUUAAAAUAGUAAUGGUACUAUGUAAAAUUGUAUAAUGGAACACAAUAAAAGGUAAAACUUAUUUGUAA